This is a messenger RNA of Xenopus tropicalis (tropical clawed frog), 6837 nucleotides long. It is a transcript of the gene ttc6, whose product is annotated as tetratricopeptide repeat domain 6. NCBI's taxonomy places the organism in Eukaryota, Metazoa, Chordata, Amphibia, Anura, Pipidae. The coding region runs from base 246 to 6029 and encodes 1927 amino acids. The transcript has 33 exons. The record is from RefSeq and is a predicted model, not a curated record.
CCUUGUUAAAGUGCUGUUCUCUUGUCUCUAGGUGAUGGAGUUUGGGCCAACAUGGCGUCUGCGCUGUUGCUAGGCAACGGCAUGGCUGCGCUUUGAGUAUCGCUAUAGACGGAGACCGCAGUUAUGCUGGAGAGCAGAUUUGAAUUUAGUCAGACUGGCAAAAAGAAGUGGAAUGCUCAAAUGAUUCCUAUUUGCAAACACUUUAGGAGGAGGUGUAGCAGCCCCUCAAGGCAGUGACAGAGAAGAUGUCAGAAAGCAGAGGUCAUUUGCAUUUUAGACUCAAUUAUGCCGAGGAGUUCAGAAUCAAAAAGGAGCUGGAAAAAUUGCUAAAACGCUCCCAGAAGGAUAUGAGACACACCACAGUGGAAUCUGGUCCUGCGAGUAACUUGCCAUUAUCCUUUACUGAACAGUCACCUCCUCCCCAUUCUGGAUCGUUUGAUUGUCUAAGCAGUCCAACAUCUGAAACUGCAAGUAAGCCCUACAAGCCAUGUGUGCAGUCCAUGUGUGGGAAUGGUAGACUUCAGGAAGCUAAUAAUUCUGAGUACAAAAAGAAAACUCUACAUAUGAAACUUAAACCAUUAACAAACCUGCCACAUCAACCUCAUCAGGAUAUCCUGCAAGAUUUUGCACAACAUGAAGAGCCUCAGAAUGAAUUUAUUCUGCCAAAAUCCUCAGAAAUGGACAACAGUGCCAAGAGGCCAGCCAUUGCAUCAAUGCUAGGAACAACAAAAUCUGUUUUGGUGUUUCCACGUCCAGAACCUCCGUCUAAACCCCGUACAUAUAUCUCUCAGGUGUCAUCUAAACCAGCUGUUUCAGCAAAGAAAAAAACUUCCCAAAAGAAGGAGAUCAAUGUUAGAAAACUAAUAAAACAUUCGUCCUCUAAAAAUAAUAAGAAGGAUGAGGAUGCAGUAUCAUGUUCUACAUCAACUACAGACAGCACUGUUAGUGGAAGCUCUUCAGACUCGGAUUCAGAUGACAGUAGUGACAAUGAAAAUAGAAGAAAGAAGAGGAAGAAAGUAUCUAAAAAGAAACAGAAUUCUACCUUUGCUCCAGUUUCUCCCUCAAUGCCUUUCACAGAACUUUCUCCUGUUACAUCUGCAGCAUUUACCCAAGGACAAGGUAAAAGGGAUGAACAAGGACAGACAGAGUAUACUUCAGAAAAAGCAGAGUCAAAGAUUUCUACUUCUUUGAAAGCACCCACAGUUAGAACAGUGGAUGAAAUUAUUUCCUCUCUACGGUCUCCUUUUGCCUACGCUCCUAGUGCCUCAGAUGUAAUGAUAAAGCGGUUAAUGGAAAGUGUAGGUUUAAACUAUGACAUCACUUAUGGGCAGGAACUCAUUAAAGAGAGACAAGAGGUUCAAAUACAGGAAACUGAUCAACCGGUGCUGGCUGAUAAGGAAACUCCGUCUGCCCACCAACCUGCUGACCAGAGUUCUGAUUUAUGUUUGGAAAGGAUCCGAUCCCCUGCAUCAAUGAAAAAUGAGAUAGAAUUACACACUGAAACAUCCACUCUGGCAGAAAAGGAGUUCAAGCCACAUUUGUCAGAAGAAGUCAUGACUGAACAAACAGCCAUACAUACCCUUAAGUUACCAGCACAGGUAACCUUUUCAGACAUCAUUCAUGUGAAAGGAAGUGCAGCGCCAGUGACGAGACGGGAGCCGCCAAAGAUUCCUCCUCCAUCGUUCCUCGCCACCUGGGAGCCAAGAAGCAAGGAGAAUGGACAUCAAACAAUCCAUCACUUCUGCACAGUGUCACCUAGCUAUGUUUUACCGAGUUCCCUUAAGAUGGCUCUGCGUGUGCAUCACACAGUGGGCAGGAAAGGCCAUAAUAGCUUCAGUGUGAACCAAGGCUUGCCCAGCACACCAACAGAGGACUGUUCCGCUGAUGCUCACAAUCUUUCACACAUCCAGAAAACAAUGGGAAUUCUGCAACAUGGAAUUCCAGCGUCAGUCCCCCAAGACCAGAAGGACAGUCUUAUCACACACCCGCCUCACAGUUCUCGUAGCCUAGAGGAAUGGCAGAAAAUAGCAGAAUAUUAUGUAGAAGGACCUCGAAUGAUGCUUGUUGGGCAACAGGCACAGCUGCACUCUGAAACCCAAAGGAUGUUCUGGGCUCCAGCUCCCCCAAAAUUUUCAGCACCACUGUCACUGAUUCAAAACAAACUGUUUUCAAAGUAUGAGAGCUGCGUGGAGGAGCUGCAUAGAAUGGAAGAGUUCUCCUCAGUGCAACAACAAAGGGAAUCCUCAGUUUCUGAUGAUGAGCAAGAAGACAAAGAUCACCGGGACAGAGUAUUGUUUUCAAGGGCCAAUUCCUUACCGAACAUCAGUGUCUCAUUAGUCUUUACAGUCAGUGGAUCAUUGCAGACUUCUCUUUCAACAUCUGCACCAGAUAUAUCUGACCACACAGAAUCCACCUUUCACCUGGCAUCUGAUUUCAGGACAAGCAUGAAAGAGCUGGAAAUGUGGAGACAUCAGUCUUUCAUGCCGAUAGCGGUUACCAAAGAUGAUCCAAAGCCCAGUUCCAAUUUUGCUGUUAGUCAUGGUGCUGAUGUUGCCCUUGCUGGGCUUGUGCGCCUGGAUGCCACAACAGCCCCUGAGGAAACACAGUUAUCAUAUAUUACUUCUCUCAAGAAAAAGCGAUCAAGAAAAAAGAAGAAAUUACUAGAUAAAGUGAAGUUGCAAUGUGUGUAUGAUGAGUUAAGCCAGCCCCCACAAGCUCUGGAAAGAUCGGAAUCUCUCACACUAAUACCAGCCAGUCUUUCAUACAGUUAUAAAGAAAAGCGCUAUUCACGGAGCUCCAGCCUUCCACCAAAGCUGGACUUUUCCUCAUUUGUCAGAAAAUAUGGAGGGAUACGUGAUAAGCAAGUAGUUCGUGAAUGGGUACGAGACAUUUGGAACACAUGGUUUGAUGAAGUAUUCCCACCGAGCCGAGCGUCAUCUGAUAAUGAGCAAGAGCAGCCUUAUAGUCUUAAGGAAAUAACUGAGGGGGCAACUAAGGAAGGCAUUCUCUGGCUGCAAGAUUCCGUACAACCUGUUCUUAUUGAGGACCCAGGAGCAUCAGUGGAAGAUCUUGAGGGUGAGAUAGCUCGGCUGACUGUUCUCAUAGAUGAAAAAGAAAAGCCCUGCGCAUUUCAUUGUUGCAGAAGAGGUGCGCUGAACAGAAAGUUGGGAAAGCUAAGUUUGGCGAUUCAAGAUCUAAAUCUGGCUAUAAAUCUGGAGCCACAGUUACUGGAUGCUUAUUGGAACCGCCAUUUAAUUUUCUGUUUGCAAGGAAAGACAACGGCAGCAUUGGAAGAUCUGAAUAUGAUUAUAAAACUGAACAAAUUGUACACAGAUGCUUACCUGUCCAAAGCAGAAAUUUAUAAGCAAGAGGGGGAUUAUACUAUGUCCAUUCUGAGCUACACGCAGGCUCUCAAAUGCCGCCCUGAUGAUGAUGAAAUCUACUUCCGCCGAGCGCAGAUGUACGAGGCCCAGGAUGAAUAUAAAAUUGCAAUGGAUGACUAUGCAAAGUGCUUUCAACUCAGUCAAAGUCGUGUCGACGCCCUGCAAAAGCAUGGAAUGUAUUGCUUUGAGAACUGCAACUGGAAUAUUGCUGUGCAAGAUUUUACUGCGCUCAUCAAACAGGAUAUCAAUAAUGUUGAGGCCAGAAUUUUCCGUGGAAGGGCACACACCCAACUGGCCAAUUAUACAGAAGCAGCAGAGGAUUUUUCAGCUGCCAUUCAUCUGAACCCCAGCAACUGGAUGGCUUUCUAUUACCGAGGGUGUUUGCUGCGUAAAUGCCUUCCCUGGCAGGCUGUGCAGGAUUUUAGCAUCUCUGUGCUUCUCUGUGACAGCUCUGAAAACCUGAAUGCAUUCUUGUACCGUGGGAUUCUGUAUAUAGACAUGGGCUUAUGGGCCGAGGCUAUAUGUGACUUUGAACGCGUUCUUGCUCUGGAUAGGACUGUUGUCUUGGCGCACAUGAACCUUGGAUUGAUCUCGCUACUGAAUCGAAAAGAUUAUGCUCAAGCUAUCCGGCACUUUACUGCUGCACUUAAUGUUGAUCCGGUUUAUAUAAAAGCCUAUCUGUGUAGGGCUCAAGCCUUCCAACAGAUAAACGAUUUGAACAACGCAAUGAAAGAUAUAACACGGGCCAUUCACUUGCACCCUGACUCGCCGCAGCCCUACCUCAUUAGGGGUCAGUAUCUGUAUGAAAUGAAGAAAUACAGCUUGGCCAGCUUCUGCAUCAACUAUGCUGCUGAGAUGACUCAAGGUUCCUCGGCAGCUCAACAAGCUUUGGUCCAAUCCUUCCGCCAGCAAUAUAGCAAUGCCAUUGAGUGCCUAGUAUCUGCUAUCCAAGCCAAACCAGCCCCAGCCUUGGUGAUCCUACUGGGAAAAAUACAAAUGAAGGCCAAUAACAGCAAGGAUGCAGUGAAAACCUUCAGGGAUGCCCUGGAUAUGUUUAAAUCAUCAAAUGAUCUAAUUUUAUCACCCUCAAACAAAGCAGAAAUCCUUUUUAACUUGGGUCUGUGUUACAUGGAACAGUUUGAUUUCCAAAAGGCUCUUGAAGCUCUUACCUCUGCCAUUAAAGUUCGCUCGAGAUUUCAUGAAGCAUAUUAUCAGCGUGGGCUUUGUCGCAUGCAUCUCCAGCAAGCAAAAUGUUUGGAUGAUUUCAACAAAGCACUGGAAAUCAACCCUAACUACUUCCAGGCCUUAUUGUGUCGUGCCACUUUCUAUGGAUUCAGGAAGAGAUACUCUAAAGCUAUCAUGAACUGCAAUGCUGCAAUCAAGGUCCAGCCACACAGUGUGAGAGCCUACCUCUACCGGGGGGCAUUGAAAUACUACAUAAAGGCGUACAAAUUGGCAGUUCAAGAUUUCAGUAAAGCGGCAACGUUGGAUCCAACCUGCUCACUAGUGUAUUACAACAGAGGAGUGUGCCAUCAUCAGACUAAGAUGUAUGAUGAGGCCCUUAAAGACUAUAGCAUCGUACUGCUUCUUGGUGGAUGGAAGGAAGUUGAUUCCAAAGUUCUUGUAAACCGUGGGUUACUUUACCUAGAACUUCAGGAUUUUGCUAAUGCUCUUGAGGAUUUUAAAUGUGUGGCUUUAAGGACUCCAGGAGAUAUAAAGAUUCAUCUGGUGAUUGGAAACUGCCAUCAAAGGCUACAGCAAUAUGAAGAGGCUGUGCAAGCAUUUAAUCAAGCGUUGAACAUAACUCCUUUGUCUGCUGAGGCAUGCAUUGGCCGUGGAAAUGCCUAUAUAGAAUAUGGGCAUCAACGUGGUACUGCACAAGCUAAACGUGAUUUUUUGAGGGCACUUCAUCUAAGUCCCAGCUGCGUGGCUGCCCGGAUCUGCUUGGGGUAUACUCUGCAAGCUCAGGGGCUUUUUCAGCAAGCUUGGAAUCAUUUCACAGUAGCCCUUGAUAUUGAUCCACAAAGCAUAUUGGGAUUUGAGGGCCGAGCCAUUGUCAGCCUGCAAAUAGGAGACACCUUUGCUGCUCUUCAAGAUAUGAAUGCUGCUUUAAAGCUUUGUGGUUCAGCACAACUGCUCACAAACCGUGGAGUGAUUCAUCAGUUCAUGGGGAAGUUACCCAAUGCAAUGAGAGAUUACCAGGCAGCAAUCACAGCAGACCAAGACUAUUCACUGGCUUAUUUCAAUGCAGCAAACUUGUAUCUCCAUAAUCGGCAGUUCACACAGGCCAAAGAAUACUACACAAGAGCUGUGGCACUUGACCCUGCGAAUGAGUCAGCAGUUCUGAACAGGGGCAUUACAAAUAUGCUGUUGCAAGAUGCGCAAGCCGCAUUGCACGACUUCCAGCUUGUCCUUAGUCUCUGUCCUGUUUCCUCUGCCGCUUACUUCAACCGUGCCAGCCUGUAUAACACUUUACAGCAAUACCAGUGGGCAGAGAGCGACAUUUCACAAGCUCUAAAUUUGCAACCUGAUGACCCGCUCAUCUAUAAACUGAGGGCUGAUAUCAGAGGAAAACUUGGAUUAACCAAAGAAGCAAUAGAGGACUAUGAGCAUGCUAUUACCCUGCUAGGACAGUCUGCUCAGUAAUACUUCUCUGAGAGAACCCAUGCUUCACACUAACAGAGGAAUUCAGGCCCACCAUCACAAGCUGUAUCCAAAAUGAUUUUGCAUUCCGCACCCUGCUAGAUAACCAGUGACUUCAGAAUUCACUUACCGGGCAACCCCCCCAGUAACAUAACUGUUACAACAUAUAAAAUGCAAAAGCCUAAGCUCACUAACUGAGGUUCUCAUCAAACAUUUUAUAUGUACUAAAUGUGUGCCAUAUGAUUAUCAGUUUGAAGAUACAGCAUGACAUAAAAUGUACUGGCUCCUAACAUGCUGUAGCCUCUGUUGUAUCUACUGAAUCUGUGGCCCAUCAUAAGGCCAGACAGUCUCUGCUGGGCUGCCAUCAUUUCUCACAGGACAUGUAACAUGGCAUAAAAGGCAUUGUCAGGGGCCUGGCCCCUUUGGUGGCUCCUGCGAUGCCUUUAAAGUUAUGCUCUCUGCAGUAGCAGAGGUGAAUUUCUGUUUUAAUAAAAUGGAAAUUGGUCUUUUUGCUGCCCCUGGUAACUUUGGGGGCGCUGCUGCCUGAGGCGAGUUUCUCAACUUACCCUAUGUCAGCAGUGCUCCUGGGCAGUGUUUGGGGAAGGAGAAACAGCGGGAAAAUUCACAAAACAGCAAAAUUCUGCCAAAUGAAUUGGAGCCAAUGAGAAGGAGAAAUGACAUUGCAGUUAAGGUAUCAUAAUACAUGAUCGCUGCACAUUAACAAAUAAACAUGUAACAUUAACAGUUUGAUUGCUUUACCCCAUUUUGAACAAACUUUUUUGAGUUUGAGAAUAAAUACAUUUGCAAGUCA